Messenger RNA from Eimeria necatrix, 1116 nucleotides. RefSeq lists its product as hypothetical. The record is from RefSeq and is a predicted model, not a curated record. The transcript has a single exon. The coding region runs from base 1 to 1116 and encodes 371 amino acids. Lineage: Eukaryota; Apicomplexa; Conoidasida; Eucoccidiorida; Eimeriidae.
AUGGGAGGCCGAACUCCUCGCCCGAGCGAGUUGCGACUUCUUGUACUUGCUGGUGGCCCCAAAGCCUCAGGAGCAACCCCACCAAAUAAACCACCGGAGUCUGCAGCUUCGCAGAAGAAGGCCAGCUGGCAGUCUUUGCAGCCGCUGGCGCUGCCGUACCCGUCUGCGCCUGAAGUUCCCGUGGACUUCUUUGUUUCUGGCGAAGUCAUUUAUGAAAUAAACAAAAGCUGCAGAAGCGUGGGCACCUGCUCGGCGCUGCUGCCGCCGCAGCUGCUGCUGGGCGACGGCUCUUUGCUGCUGGCCACCCCCAUGGACCCGCUGCUGCUGCUGCUGCCCCACCUACGGCUAACUGCUGCUGCAUCUUUCCUGCCGCUGCUGGAUGCUGCAGCACCCAGCAAGCUGGACGCAAACCUCCGCAGCAACCUGCAGGCCCUCGCGCAGCACCCCGCAGUGCUGCGGCGGCUGCACUGCACAUGCGACCUCAGGCUGCUGAAUUCUGACGCUGCUGCUGCUGAAACAGAGCCAGCCGUCGCCGACGCUGCUGCUGCUGCUGCUGCUGCUGCUGCUGCUGUGACUGCUGAGGAGGGCCGCGAGCGCCUGUCUGCUGCUCUCAGCGGCUGCUUAUUUGUUCGAUUUAAUUCCGCAAAGACAACAGACUUUCUUCUCCGAAAACACAACAAACUAGCAAGAGCAAUUUCAGCUCAGAGGGUGGCGCCCAGUGCCUUUCCUGCAGCCGCCGCGUCUGCUGUCGCCCACAGCAGCAGCAGCCCACCAGCAGCAGCAGCAGCAGCAGCAGCAGCAGACCCCAGCAGCCAUUCGCUUGCGUUCUCUAUCUUUUCUGCGUAUCUCGUUAAGCCCUUAGCUGCUGCGCUGGAGCAGCGGCUGAAGCGGGAGGGCCUUUUGUCUGAGGGGCGUCAGUGUGGGGCCUCAGGCGCAGAGUGCAAGCAAAUAAGUGCGAAGGCAAAGGCAAGCAGCAGCAACACUGCAGCAGCAGCAGCAGCAGCAGCAACAAAGGCCUCGAACUUGAAGGCUGGGACCAGACUCAAGAGAGCAGCGGGGGGCGCAGCGGCAACAGCAAAUAGCAAGAAGACACAAACAGGCAAAAGACCUGCUUAG